GCUCGUGCUAAUUCAAUUUUUCAGCUGUAAAACUUUUAAAAUAAAUUAUUAUUAAAUAAAUUAAGAUAACUCGGUCAUGGCACACCUGCGGGAAACCUCGGACAAGGCGCUAAAGCUGUUGCGCACCUUGCCGCGCGUGCAGAUCGGCAAUCUACGGCCGAAUCCCAACUCAAAACAAAAUGACAAGCGUGGCAGGGCGCAGCACGGGGGCGACAAGCACGGAGCGGGAAACAAGGGAUCCGGUCAGCGGCAGAACUUCAUGCGGCUGGGCUACGAGACGGGCAAUCAGCCCUUCUACCUGCGGUUCCCCUAUGAGCCCUACUACAAGGGACACCACCUGAAGCGCCAGUAUCCGCCCAUUUCGCUGCUCCAGCUGCAGGUGCUGAUCGACACGAACCGCAUAGACAUCAGCCAGCCCACCGACAUCAGCACGCUAUGCAAUUCCGGCCUCCUCAAGCUGAAGCCCUCGGAAAUGGAGUACGGUUUCCAGCUGACGGACGACGGACUGGACAACUUCCAGGCCAAGAUCAACAUUGAGGUGCAGCACGCCAGCGAAGCGGUCAUAGCGGCCAUAGAAAAGAACGGCGGAGUGAUACGCACAGCCUACUACGAUCCACGCAGCCUGCACAUGUUGGCCAAUCCGAAGAAGUGGUUCGAAAAGGGAGUGCCCAUUCCCAGCAGGAUGCUGCCGCCUCAGGAUGCCGUCGACUACUAUACGAAUCCGAAGAAUCGCGGCUACCUGGCCAAUCCCGAGGAGAUCAGCCAGGAUCGACUGGUUUUGGCCCAGAAAUACGGCUACCAGCUGCCGAAAAUCGAAGAUGAUUCCGCCUACGAGAUGCUCACCACUGCCAAGGAUCCCAGGCAAGUAUUCUAUGGCCUGGAACCCGGCUGGCUGAUCAACAUCGUGGAUAAGACAAUCGUCAAGCGGAAGCAAUAAUCAGUCGAGUUUGUUACUAUGCAUUUUGUUAAAUAAAGAAGGGGAUUACAAAAAGC
Molecule: messenger RNA, 993 nt
Organism: Drosophila takahashii
Lineage: Eukaryota; Metazoa; Arthropoda; Insecta; Diptera; Drosophilidae
Gene: mRpL15
Product: mitochondrial ribosomal protein L15
Biological process (GO): translation
Cellular component (GO): mitochondrial large ribosomal subunit
Molecular function (GO): structural constituent of ribosome
Source: RefSeq, a predicted model, not a curated record